Amaranthus tricolor (Joseph's coat) is the source of this 925-nucleotide messenger RNA. Its product is annotated as protein CHLORORESPIRATORY REDUCTION 41, chloroplastic. The record is from RefSeq and is a predicted model, not a curated record. Lineage: Eukaryota; Viridiplantae; Streptophyta; Magnoliopsida; Caryophyllales; Amaranthaceae. Bases 108 to 794 code for a protein of 228 amino acids. The transcript has a single exon.
AGAACUUGACUCUUGCCUCUUGCCUCACAAACUAAGCAAAAAGAGAUAAUAUCCUUAAUUCCUUAUCUUUCCCUACAACUAUUCUUUUUUCUUUGCAUCAACUAACAAUGGCUUCUUCCACUCUUCAAUUUCUCUCUCAAACAACCACUCUUCACUUGAAUCUCUCGCACCCAAAUAAAACCAUCCACACAUUUUCUUACCCAUCACCAUUUCCUCUAACACACCUAAAACACAACCUUACUUCAAUCAUACCCAAAUGCACAACAAAUUCCUCAUCUCUAUCAACACCCGAACCGGCAGAUAACUUCCCUACACCAAGCCGAGAAUUUGAAGCUACAAACCCGGCUGAACAAUUUCCCAUCGAGAAAAGAAGAAGAUCCGAAAUCAUCCGUGACAGGAAGAUCCAGACUCGAAUUGUAAAACCGGAUCCUCCAAAUUUUGAGAUUGGGUGGAAGAGGACUAAUCCCAUUAACUUAGAGAAGCCUACAGGGUAUGUGAUCAUGGAUUUCUUAGAUAAGCUAGAUGGGUUAAUGGGUAGAGAAUUUGGGUCAACAGAAUUACUUGCAAAAACAGGGGAAAUAGUGGCUGAAAGAGUAAGAGAAGAAGCAGAAAUAUUGAGAGAUGAAGGUAAAGUUGAAGAUAGAAUGGUAAAUGAACUUUUUAGAGUGUUGAAGUUAAUGGAAAUGGAUUUGGCAAUGGUUAAAGCUGCUGUUAAGGAAGAAACUCUUAAUCAAAGGAUUGAACAAGCUAAGGCUAGGUGUAGACAAGCUAUUUUGGUUGCCAAGUCCUUCUGAUGAUCAUUUCAGGUCUGCUUAGUAUAAUUUUGGUAGGAAUAUUUAUAGACAAGUUUAAUAGUCAUGUUUAUUUUAUUUAAAACAAUCUCAUUUUGUUCACACAAUUUAUUCCAAUCCGUUAUUAUUUGAAA